AUGCGGAAGUUGAGAAGACUUAAACAUGCGACGAGAACACCUUCUACGCUUUCUACCGCCGACUUAAGAAAAGCUCCAACGAGCGAUACGAAACUACUCCCACCAUCAAAAACCUCAGAUGCCGUUCUCGAACACCCUUCACGAGACGAACUGCUGGCAUUAACAUACCAAUGCUUUCCGCCCAUCGAAGACGCCAGAGUAUUCAUUACUGAAUACUCAACCACAACUCUACGUACGAGAGAAUACACGUUCGGAGAAGUGUUGGCGUCGGACUUGAUUCUACAGCCCGAAGAUAUCACGCCAUGCAACAGAUGGAUAUUUGUCGAAUAUGAUCAAUAUGGGACCUUUUGGGGCUCAGAUCAUAGAUUCUCGCAAUGGGGCAUAAUACCUACCCUUUUUGAGAAGUCGCCAGUGGCGAUACUUCGAAAGCGUCUGGAAGAACUGGAUCGCAGAGCUGGCCGGUCUCCUCCGCCGGAGGAUCCUUACUACAAGCGCAUUGGGAAAUAUUAUCGAAAGAGGCCUGGCAGUCCAAAUUUCAUAGGAUUGCGCGUCAACGCAUCGACAUGGAUAAAUUCGGAACCGUAUAAACUGCUGCUUGAUUAUUUGCAUGAUCGCCCAGCUCUGAGUAAGAGUCUGCAACGGAGCGGACACAAUUGUUUGGAACAAGGUAUUGGAUUCAUUAACGCCGUUGAUUGCAUCAGAGAUAUGGCAUACGACGAGAAGCCUGGUCUUCGUGAAUUACACAAACUGGCCGACAUGAACGACGUUUACUUUUACGGGAACUGGGACGAUGCGGUGGAGAGGCUCGAGUUUUACGGUGAAACCACCUUGUUAACUUGCGGCUGCCCUAGACUCUACAAGACGCUUGCCGACCGUUUACUCCGGGAGAAGGACGUGCUGAGAGAGAACCCCGAUAUUGCCUUACUGUACUACGCUUUGGUUCGUGUAUCAGUCGAGAACGAUCAAAUGAUGCAUGAUACCCCAGAGAGAGCUCUCAACAAGGUUUUCGUAGGGCUCAAGAAUACACGCGAUGCUAGUCGACAGCACGUUGAACUUCUCUUUAGCCUUCGGCAGGCUGUACUUGACGGCUUAGAAUAUCUUGAAGAGAAUGUGCGAGAGUUCCCUAUCUAUGGAAUCCCGCCCUUUGACAACCACCAAGCCCCUUUCCAUCCAGAUCACACCCCGUCACCGAAAAUGCGUUCCUUGAUCCAGCAUGAGAUUGAUUUGAUCGAUAAAGACUUUUCAACAAUUAUUGAACAUUGGAGAUCUUUGAGAGCCAAGGUGGAACGGCACCUCGAUGUGCUUCUACAGCUCCGUGUACUUGAGCAACAAGAACUCGCGGUAUCGCAAAGUCACCUCGCAACUAAGCAACAAGCCCUUGCGAUUGACGAAGCCAGGAGCUCGAGGGUACAGUCCAGAUCGGUCAUCAUUUUCACUGCGAUAACCACCAUAUUUGUGCCAUUGUCCUUCUUCACGUCGUAUUUUGGGAUGAAUGUCACUGACAUUGUCGCGACAUCUCACUCGUCGGGCUACUUCUGGAUGAUAUCCAUACCAGUGACAAUCACUAUUCUGGUGAUUAUUUUUGCCAUUCUCAGGGUUUUGAGAGUUGACCAAGGCCCAGAGGGUGACGAGGAGAAAGGGGUAGGGCGUUACGGGGGGGCUGAGAGCGGGCCACCGUGGCGUCUUCGAUGGGGGCAUCUCAGGUCCAAGUUGAAACGCAGCUAA
Messenger RNA from Clonostachys byssicola, 1725 nucleotides. Lineage: Eukaryota; Fungi; Ascomycota; Sordariomycetes; Hypocreales; Bionectriaceae. The record is from the annotation of a GenBank genome assembly.